AUGUAUUUUGUGGCAGAAAUUGAAAGUACGUUUUGCCUUCACCAUUGCUCUGACACUGGCGAUGGUGACGACUGCACCUGGGAGGACGAGGAUGAAGAUGAGAGGAACCAAUGCGUGUUUCGUGCUUAUGAGUCUCUGGGGUGCGGAUCGUUUGGCGUUGUUUACCGCGGUCUUUACCCAAAUGGCUACAAUGUUGCCAUCAAGAAAUACCCAGCCCCUUCUCAGGAUGAACAUGACUUAUGGGCUGAGCUUGCACGCUUUGAGAUGAGAAUUUUGUCUACUUGUCGGCACAAAAACAUUGUUCGGUGUAUAAUCAGUUUUUUUCAAGAUGGCAGCUUAUAUACCAUUACAGAAUUUGUCUUUGACGGUUCGCUCACUACGCUUGUGAAUUUUUUAAAACGUUUUCCAGAGAAUGUCAUUAGACGCCAUGCCGUUGAUAUUCUUCGUGGACUGUAG
Molecule: messenger RNA, 456 nt
Organism: Trypanosoma rangeli
Lineage: Eukaryota; Euglenozoa; Kinetoplastea; Trypanosomatida; Trypanosomatidae
Product: putative protein kinase
Exons: 1
Coding region: 1-456 (151 amino acids)
Biological process (GO): protein phosphorylation
Molecular function (GO): protein kinase activity; ATP binding
Source: RefSeq, a predicted model, not a curated record